AUGCCGUUGGACGAGCUGACAAAGAAAAGAAGAACACGCGCAGCGCACAGAGGUUCAGCAACGAAGAUAGGGACGAAGAUAAAAGAAUGUUUAGCGAAUACGAGUGAAACGCCUCAAACGGACAAGAAUGUGAUGAAACAGCUGAGAGACACGCUGAGCGAGAAACUCGAAGCCUUGAAACUUUUAGAUAACGAGAUUGUCGAGAUACUAAGUAAUAGUGAAGCCGAAGACGCAGAACAACAGCUGGAAAAGGAAAUUCAGGAGACAGAUGAUACGCGAGCUGAAUUACAAAAAAUAAUUCUCGACGUGAAUGACGCAUUGUUCGAAGUCUUGCCGUCACUACCACAAGGUCAAAGUACACCAUCGAAUCUGAGUAUGAACGCUACACCCAAACAGACUGUUCGCGCAAAGCUCCCAAAGUUAGAGGUCAAAAGAUUUAAUGGGAAAAUUCAAGAGUGGCAAGAAUUUUGGGACUCCUUUGAUAGUUCUGUAAAUCAGAAUGACGCUCUAUCAGAGGUAGAUAAAUUCGCGUAUUUGAAAGGUCUACUGGUUGAUCCCGCGCAGACAACUAUCGCAGGGUUCACGUUGACAGCAACGAACUAUAAAGUUGCAUUAGAACUCCUGAAGACACGAUAUGGGAAGAAAAUGGCGAUACAGAGAGCUCAUAUUCAAGCGUUAAUGAACAUAAAGCCAGUAUACAACGAGCGAGAUGUGCGUCGACUACGGGAAUUGUACCAUGCCUGUGAGACAAACUGCCGAGGUCUGAAAACCCUGGGAGUGGACGAAAGUUCGUAUGCUACGAUUGUUGUUCCGGAAAUACUCGACAAGCUGCCGGAAUCCCUUCGUUUGACGAUAACUCGUGGGUCAAGUGCAGGUGGAUCAGAUUUUCUAAAUUGGACGAUGAAGGAUAUUCUAAAGGCACUUUUAGAUGAAAUUGAAUUACGCGAAGCACACGAGUCAUCUACGACGAACACGUCAAAACAAGAAGGAAGGAAAUCACAGUUUCUAGAUGGAUCGGCGGCUGCUCUUGUUAAUCAUACCACCAGGGAAGGGAAGCCAAGAUGCGUAUAUUGUUUACAAGAACAUUUAUCACAAGAUUGUAAGAAAAUUCAGAAUGCUGGUGAGCGUAAACAGAUACUUCGUAAGUACGGACGGUGUUACAUAUUAGUACAAAUUACAAAUUACAUAUACAAAUUACAUAUUGGUAGUAAUUGUUUAAAUACGAGUAAAUGUAAUGCAUGCAGUAAACGACAUCAUAGUUCUAUUUGUGAGAGCCAUGCUAAUGGGUCUAUAACCGCUGACGUCGUUCAUUCCACACAUUCGUGCGUUGGGUCAGCAAAUAGAGUAGCAUUGCAGACAGCUCAGGCUUUGGUGAUUGGAGGAAAGGAGAAUGUGAGAGUGCGGGUUAUGUUUGACUCAGGAAGUCAACGGUCAUUCGUUACGGGCAAGGUAGCUCAGAAGGCAGGAGUGCCAGUAAAGAGGAGGGAAUGGGUAGAAAUUAGAACGUUCGGACAGGAGAAAGUUGAAGGGAAGUUGAGAGAAGUGUUUGAAUUGAGUGUAGCCCCAGUACAGGGGGAGAGAGUGUUAGCAUUGAAGUUUAUGGAGUAGACAGCAUUUCACAGAUUAGGAAUGAGCAUGUAGAGACAAGGAAGAAAGAUUACCCACAUUUGCAAGGGUUAUGGUUUUCCGAUGUUUGUAAGACCAAGAAUGUGUUAGAAAUAGAGUUACUAAUUGGCGCAGAUUAUUUGUGGUUAUUUCAAGAAGGGCGUACGGUUAGGGGCAAGAGUGAUGAACCUGUUGCGGUACAAACCAAAUUAGGAUGGGUGUUGUCAGGUCCACUGAAGAGUAGCUCUGAAGAUGAUGAUGGUCCUACAUCGUGUGCACAGGUAAGUGUAAACCUUAUUGGGCAUGUAACAUCUAAGAAUAGGUCCCUUGAAGCAUGUGUUGAAAAAUUAUGGGAUUAUGAAACGUUAGGUAUAAAGCAUGAAGAGGAAGCUAGUGAGUUAUUAAAUGAUUCAAUACAUUUCAAUGGCCAACGACAUAGUGUAAGUUUACCUUGGAAGGAAGGACAUAGUUUAUUGCCAACUAAUUAUAGCUGUAGUGUGCAGAGAUUAAAGGGACAGCUUUUAAGAUUAAAGAAGGAGCCAGAAGUUUUACAAGAGUAUGACAGAGUAAUUAAAGAACAGUUAGAGCUAGGUAUUAUAGAACCAGUUGUAGAGUUAGAGAGAGCUGAUAAGAUCCAUUAUCUACCACAUCAUGCGGUGGUUCGUAAAGAUGCAAAGACCACUAAGGUCAGGGUUGUGUAUGAUGCAUCGAGUAAAGAGACUAAGAAAGGUGUAUCUUUGAAUGACUGCUUGCAUGUUGGGCCACCUCUAUCCCCGUUGUUGUAUCACAUUAUAUUGCGUUUUAGAGAAAAGCGAAUAGCGCUUGUAGCAGAUAUAGAGAAGGCUUUUUUAAAUAUUGAAAUUGAUCCGUGUGACAGAGAUUGUUUGAGGUUCCUUUGGGUGGGUAACAUACAUGAAAAUGAGGUGAAGCCAGUAGAGUAUAGAUUUUGUAGAGUUGUUUUUGGUGUGAACUGUUCACCAUUUUUGCUGAAUGUCACUCAACACCAUCUUGCCCGCUUUUCGAAGGGUAAUCCUGAAUUGACUCGAAAGUUGAAGGACGGCUUUUAUGUUGAUGAUGAACUGGAGAACAAACCCCUGAGCAUGCAUUAUCAUUAUAUGAGCCUUCUAGUAACAAUUUAGCUUCUGGGAGGUUCAAGCUUAGGAAAUGGCUCAGUAAUAGUAAACUUGUAUUAGAGAAAAUCCAAUCAAAGGAAGAAAUCAAGCCUGAUAGAGGAAACUUGGCAUGUGAAGGGACAUUUGCUAAGUCAUCCCUUUGCAUGACAGGCAAGAAUGACACAUCAGAGAAAGUUCUUGGGUUAGCUUGGAAUUGUACAACUGAUGAGCUUCAGUUUUUGUUUCAGGGUUUAGUUGAGAAAGCAAAAUCGCAACCUGUUACCAAACGCAAUAUUCUUAGAAUAUUAGCUGGGUUUGAUCCAUUGGGAAUUCUUAGCCCAACGGUAGUAAGUAUUAAGAUGUUGUUUCAAGCACUGUGUUUGGACAAAGUAGAUUGGGAUUCUGAACUAAAGGGAAAAUAUUUGAAGCAAUGGUUAGGUUGGGUUCAUGAUCUUGAAGUUGUAGGUCAAAUUAUGAUACCAAGGCGUGUGUAUGGAAAUCCAAAUGUUCAUUACAUGAGUUUGGUGAUGCUAGUUUGAAAGCCUAUUGUGCAGUUGUGUAUUAUGUCUGUGAAUUAAGUUCAGACAAGACUAGUUACAAAAUUGUAGAGACUGAUGCGACAAAGGUUAAGCGUAGGUUUAGGCAUCUAGCGAAAUUGCGAGUUCACUUUUGGGAGAUAUGGAGAAAAGAAUACUUGACAAAUGUAAGAGAGCAUCAUAGAAGUAAGAGGGAGAAGAGGGAUAGUAAAGUGAAGAAGGGAGAUGUAGUUUUAGUAUUUGACGAGAACCUUAAGAGAGGAUUUUGGAAGUUAAGUAGGAUUGAGAGUUUAAUUGUCGGUAGAGAUGAAAUGGUUCGAGGAGCGAAAGUGAGAGUGAUGACUAAAGGAAAUCCAGUAUAUCUUAAUAGACCAGUUCAGAAAUUGUAUCCUGUAGAGUUAAAUGAGAAUGGAAGCAGUACGGAAGAAAAAAAGGAUAAUAAAGUUGAAAAUGUAGUGGAUGGGUACGAUAACCAGAAAGGAAAGACGAAAAUUAAUGAGAAAGGAAAGACGGAAAUGAAUGAGAAAGACGGAGAGAAGGAUAAGGUGGAAAGCUGUGUCCAUAGUAAUAGACCUAGGAGAGCAGCAGCGUUGGAUGCACGUUGGAGAACACAAGUCAUGUUUGACCCUUACAGGCUCAAAGAGGGAAGUGUGUAGAAUAAUUUGUAACAUUAUACUAUUGAUAACGCCGUAGGAGACCAAACAAUGGGUGAUUUAGUUGAUUGACGUAGGAAAUGUAUCGUAUGUCAUGAAUAAUAUACUUCGAAUUGAUUGUCAGACUGAAAGCACGAGAGAAAACCAGAAGGAUUGUUUGUUAUAUAUUUUAUCGUUUGAAUAGUUUAAAUAAAUAUGUUUUAAAGUACGCGUGUGUGUUCUAUUUCCGAUGGUAUUGUUCUGAUAGUAUACAGUCCCCACGAAGCGCAACUGUCUUGCGGUGUAAGACAGAAAAGUGCAACAGUACAUGAAACGACUGUUACUGUUAGCCAUUAAUUUAGUAUGCAGGAAGCGCGGAAAAAAUGUUUCGACUUGUAUCCCUUUUCCUAGGUGAAAAACUUUGCCUGAAAAUUUGCACAGUUAUUAAUAUAGUUAUGGAAAAUCGAUUUUUAUUAAAACGAAGACCGGCUUUUUUGUUAUAAUACAACUUUUCGGCUUGGUUUUGCCAUGGUCUCACUCGAAAGGACAAGGUCAAUGUAGCCAUGUUUGGCCAUGAAACUCAAACCGCGGAAAAAUAUUUUUAUUUAUAUCUUUUUUCCUAGGUGAAAAACUUGGCCUAAAAAUUUUCACAGUUGUUGAUAAAGUUAUUGAAAAUCGAUUUUUAUUAAAAAGAAAACCGGCUUUCAUUUAAAAACAUGAUUUUUACCUGGUUUUAACCUGGUCUCACAUGAAACGACAAAAGCACUGUAAGCUAUUUUUACUCAUGAAACACGAAGCGCGGAAAAAAUGUUUUGACUUGUAUCUUCUUUCCUAGGUGAAAAACUUGGCCUAAAAUUUUGCACAGUUAUUAAUAGUCUCACAUGAAACGACAAAGGCACUGUCAGCUAUUUUUACUCAUGAAACACAAAGCGCGGAAAAAAUGUUUUGACUUGUAUCUUCUUUCCUAGGUGAAAAACUUGGCCUAAAAUUUUGCACAGUUAUUAAUAAAGUUAUUGAAAAUCGAUUUUUAUUAUAAAGAAGACACACAAACACAACUGUUUGGCUUGAUUGGCCAUGGUCUCACUCAAAAGGACGAGGUCAAUGUAGACAUGUUUGGUCAUGAAACUCAAACAGCGGAAAAAUAUUUUUAUUUGUAUCUUUUUUCCUAGAUGAAAAACUUUGCCCAAAAAUUUGCACAGUUGUUGUCAAAGCUAUUAAAAAUAGGUUUUUCUUAAAAAGGAGACCGGCUUUUUUGUUAAAACAUGAUUUUUUUACCGGCACUGUCAGCGAUUUUUACUCAUAAAACACUCAGCGAUUUUUAAUCAUGAAACACGAAGCGCGGAAAAAAUAUUUCGACUUGUAUUUUUUUCAGUUCUCUAUGACGUUAAAAGAGAGUCCCAAGCUAUAGACUCGUAGCAAAAACCGUAUCUUUAGAAAAAAUAUUCGUUUCAACCACUUUAUGUCUUUAAAAGUGCACUGACCUAGUGACCUUUUCAGGCUGUUCUAGACAAACCACAUUUUCUUUACAAUAUUCCCUCUUGACUGUAGCAUAAACUUGAAGUACAUAAACCUCUCAUUCCAUAUAGUUCAUCUCAGAGGUAAAUCGUUUUGGUGUUCAUUUGCAAAUGAGUUUCAACUAGGCCAUGACCAUGUUUCUUAUUUUUUAAACUCUUGCCGUGUCUUUCUUUUCAAAUGUUGAUAUUCGAAUGAGAAUUUCCAAUAUUCGAAAACCUACUGGGGGGUCCGCGCAUCACACAUAGAUCAGGGGCAUCGUUGCCGUUUCCACGCCCGUGUUUUAUAGCGCCCUGAUUUUUAUGUAGUUUCACCGCGCUUAUUAAAAGUGGUUGAACACUAAACGAACUCCUAUUCGGCUCUUCCCACGAAGUGCUCGUAUCGGGAACGCGGCACCUUCCAUUUAGUUCGGAGAGUCUGUUUAGUUCGGAGAGUCUGUUUCCUUCCGAUUGCAGACCAUGUGUAAGCUUCGAUGUGGUGGUGACUUGGAACGAAUACAAUAUGGAGGUCAGCUGUGAAAUUUCGAGCUCACUUAGUCAUACGAAUUUUAUCCUGGAGAAUAUCGAUCUAGAGCCCAUUAGAUUGUUAAAUAAUCAAGCUUACCUAACUUAUGAUGGCACCCGCAUUAAAUUGGCUCAAGACUUUUCAUCAUUACAGAAUUUUGUUAAAAACGUCGCUGGACUAAGCGGUGAAUAGAGAGUUUGAGCAAGACAACGAAGUACGAAGACGAAGGCAUACUUGACAAUAUUUGCCGUCUGUACAUUAUCUUGCUCAUACUGAGUUGGACGUCACUGGUGGUUGCACAACGUGUCUUCCCAUGUGUUGAUGUUUAUGAAUACUGACCAUAAUUCUUGCCCUGAUCCAGAAAAAAACAGCGAGACAUGAAACUAUAUCCCGUCUUUGUCCUUCUGCCUUCGUGCAGAACGAAGUUCACAACGAAUUUUGCCAAAAUAUUCGUUGUGAACGAAGGCAGAAGAACGAAGACUGGAUAUGGAUUCAUAUCUCGCUGUUUUAUCCUGAUCAGGGUAAGGAUUUAGGUCAGCAUUCACAAACAGCUAGACAUGAAUCUCUAAUCUGUCUUCACUCCUGACCCUAAACUCAGAAUGCUUAAGGUAAUGUGCAAGACAGGCAAAAAUUGUCAACCACGUCGUCGUCGUCCGACUUCGUUGUCUUGCUCAAACUCUCUAAUGGGAGUCGCCCGGCGGUAGAGCAGAACGAGUUAAUGGCUCGAAUCUCGAUUUUGUUAUGACUUGGUAUCCGGGAAAGCUAAACUCUUUGAUAUUCCACGGUAAAGAAGGCGAAUCAUUCAAGAAAUUUCUGGUGCGUAUUUUACAAACAAACUCUGCAAAUCAAGCAGACGGUAUCACGGACGGAGUAUUAAAUACAACAACCGAAACACCCCUUGAACCUAAUCUUUUGUCGGGAGAUUUAGAAGAAACUACCAACAAUACUAGCACUCAUAUCAAUUCAUCUGUGUAUAAUGGUUAUUGCUGUGAAAGCAGAAUCGAUAGUAAGGUUUUGAAGGAUAUUAAAUCGGACGUCGCGGCUUUACAAACACAAAUGAACUCUGUCAAUGCAAUCAUAGACUCCAGUAGCGCAAUUAUUGAGUCCAUGAGUGCUAUUCUGGUACCUUCAGGUCCCGAGAGUGGCCGCGUACCUUAUGAUCUUAGACUCGAAACGUUUCUCCAAGAGUUUUCCGUAAUUUUAAAAGAGAAGAACAUGGCUGUUACAAAUCUUCAGGAGAAGUUAAUUCAAGUCGAAAACGAACGUGAUUUUUUGAAAUUUGCAUCUCAAAAUCUGGACAAAAACACACCGGCCAAAUCUAUAAUUAAUGAGCCCCUUAAACAAAAAAGCAAUCAAAGCAACGGAAAUGCUAAUUUAGACAUAAAUAUACAAAGUGCCGACUUCAACAAAGAAAAUAACAGAUCAUUGUACAUCCCCUUGCCUGUAACACCUCCCAAUGGUGUGCUUUUAAAAUCAGUAAAUAACUUAACUGAUAGCAUGUCCGAUGAGUCGUUCAAGCCAAGAAACCACAACAAGCUUUCCGAAAUUCUAAUUAAUAAGGAUUCUAAACAAAGGACAAGCCAAGACGUAGAGGUAAAUUAUCUACACCGAAUACAAAAUUUAAUUUUGUUGACAAACAUAAUCGUCAUAAGAUAGCACAUGACAAGGUCGAAUACGUUCCUUUAGAGAAACGUAAGAAAAAUCCUUUUCGGAAACAUUAUUUCCGAUACAAACCACCUUCUCUCCUUCGCCGACCGACCAAAGAUUGGCUAAACCACUUAAACCUUGUCCACAUAAUAACCACGGACAGCCCCCACAAGAACCGGUUUUUGAAUAAAAAAAAUUUCCACAACGGCCAUCACCAGUUCGAAUCACGAACAGACUUCCAAAGAAAACGUGUCACUUUUUCCCCCUUCUCGGGGCGGUACGGUAUUCAGUGGAAACGUUAACUCUAAUAAUAGCGGAAUGGGGGAAUCAUCAAGUUUUUGGGAGCUCAAUCUUGGCAAUUCCAGGAACACCUCAUUGUCGCACGAAGCAGAUAAUAUGCUAACCCAAAUCUCGUCGUUUUUACCCCCUCAAAACAUUGUAAGUGCCAUUUCACAUAACCAGGAACUUAACAAAUACCCGAUUCCUACAAUCAUGAAACCCAGGAAAAAUAAACGACCUGAGUGCAUCAGUGUCCCUGAUUAUAGUUCAUUAAUUCCCUUGCGGAGAUCAGUUACAAUUCCACGCUUCCCCAAGGUUUGGUUUAGUAAUGUUAGGUCGAUAAGUUAGACGAGGUCUCAGCAUCAAUUUCCACCGAAUUAUACGAUGUUGUUGUAAUUACUGAAACAUGGUUAAAUUCGCGAGUAACUGAAGAACUUCUUCGUAUACCUUGGCUAUGUAUCGUGGCGAAGGGAUAG
Molecule: messenger RNA, 8303 nt
Organism: Paramuricea clavata
Lineage: Eukaryota; Metazoa; Cnidaria; Anthozoa; Malacalcyonacea; Plexauridae
Source: the annotation of a GenBank genome assembly